Molecule: messenger RNA, 621 nt
Organism: Ixodes scapularis (black-legged tick)
Lineage: Eukaryota; Metazoa; Arthropoda; Arachnida; Ixodida; Ixodidae
Exons: 3
Coding region: 1-621 (206 amino acids)
Source: RefSeq, a predicted model, not a curated record
AUGGCGACGUGGAGGGACGGUUUGAGCGACCUGGAGAGCGAGAUGCUCGUGCACAGCGAGUCCAUAGGAUUAUCUCCUUACGCUCGCACGCCUGCAAAACGUCCAAAGCGGUCCGUCGACGAAGAGGACAUGCCGGCUCUGCCCGAUCCGAGUCCGGACCCAGACGCUUGGCGUCUCAUGAACACGGCGUGGUGCUUUUGUAAAAGAUGCGAGGUUAUGCCGUCCUCAAAGGAGUGCCUGUGUUGCCGGGAAUGCCUACCUGCGAAGGCAGCACAGCCGGAGGGCUGUAUUACGGAGCACGCAGACUUCGCGCUGGUCUGCCUCCAGCCCGCCGUGCUCCGAGUAGCCCUUUGGGCUCUGGAGGAUGCAGAUAUUCCCCCGACACAGGGAGAACCGAUGUGCCAAUUCCAAAUGCAACUGCUCCAGUACGACAACACCACGGGACACAUACCGGGAAAGGUAAUGUACUGCGAGCCUCCCGACGAAAAAGAGAAGAAUGCGCAUGCCCCAGAGAACAGUCACAAUCUUCAGACAAUAGCCCUGCCCGAUGAGUACCAGCCUGCCUGGACUGCCCUCGAGUGCCUCGAGAGCCAGCCUUUAGCUGAUAAAUCUACUGACUAA